GUUGGGGAAAGACUCAGAGAACCAAGAAACAAAAGCAAGGACAACUUAUUUCCCAAGCAAGCUCCAGAGAGAGAUUUCUAAGCAUUCUCUGAUCUGAAUCAUCAAGAUCAUCAAGAUUUAAAAAUAAAAAAUGGCGAGCAUUGAGAUUGAGAUACAUUCAAGUGAAUUAGGCAAGGAAGAGAGAUGCUCAGCGAAGAAGAUGAAACGUGGAGAAGGAUUAACACACUACUAUCAACAUCACUUCCACGAUCUUGAGCUUCAUGUGCGAAACAAGUCUCACAAUCUUAAUCGUCUUGAGGCCCAGCGUAACGACCUCAAUUCCAAAGUAAGAAUGCUGAAGGAGGAGGUGCAGCUUCUUCAAGAACCAGGGUCAUAUGUUGGUGAAGUUGUUAAAGUGAUGGGUAAAUCAAAAGUCCUGGUUAAAGUCCAUCCAGAGGGAAAAUAUGUCGUUGAUAUUGACAAAAGCAUUGACAUAACAAAGAUAACUCCAUCGACCAGGGUUGCACUCCGCAAUGACAGCUAUGUUCUCCAUUUGGUGUUGCCUAGUAAAGUAGAUCCCUUGGUCAAUUUAAUGAAAGUUGAAAAAGUUCCUGAUUCUACAUAUGACAUGAUUGGUGGCCUUGACCAGCAAAUUAAAGAGAUAAAAGAGGUCAUCGAACUUCCAAUUAAGCAUCCUGAAUUGUUUGAGAGUCUUGGGAUUGCUCAGCCCAAGGGGGUCUUACUCUAUGGACCACCUGGUACUGGAAAGACUCUAUUGGCCAGGGCAGUGGCACAUCAUACUGAUUGUACAUUUAUAAGGGUCUCUGGUUCUGAAUUGGUCCAGAAAUAUAUUGGUGAAGGCUCUCGAAUGGUCAGAGAACUUUUCGUAAUGGCCAGGGAGCAUGCUCCAUCUAUUAUAUUUAUGGAUGAGAUCGACAGUAUCGGGUCUGCUCGAAUGGAAUCUGGUAGUGGCAAUGGUGAUAGUGAGGUGCAGCGGACAAUGCUGGAGCUUCUCAACCAAUUGGAUGGGUUCGAAGCAUCAAACAAGAUCAAGGUUUUGAUGGCCACAAACCGUAUUGAUAUUCUGGAUCAAGCCCUUCUCAGACCUGGACGAAUUGACAGGAAAAUUGAAUUUCCAAAUCCCAACGAAGAUUCGCGGUGGGACAUUUUGAAAAUUCAUUCAAGAAAAAUGAACUUGAUGCGCGGAAUUGACUUGAAGAAGAUAGCAGAAAAGAUGGGUGGUGCUUCAGGUGCAGAGCUGAAGGCAGUGUGCACUGAAGCUGGUAUGUUUGCUUUGAGGGAGAGAAGGGUUCAUGUGACACAGGAAGAUUUUGAGAUGGCUGUGGCCAAGGUAAUGAAGAAAGACACCGAGAAGAACAUGUCUCUGCGGAAGCUGUGGAAGUAGCCACCUUAUGAAAACACAAGAUCUCAUAUGUUGGUUUAUGUAGGCUUAUUUAUGUACCCUGCUGAAGAAUUUGUCAUUUAUGCAUCAAGAUGAUUUUAUAUUUUUACAAAAUGCAUCACAGAGUUGAAACCCUCAACUACUAUUCAACUAA
Daucus carota subsp. sativus is the source of this 1535-nucleotide messenger RNA. RefSeq names its product 26S proteasome regulatory subunit 8 homolog A-like. Gene Ontology annotation, cellular component: proteasome regulatory particle, base subcomplex. NCBI's taxonomy places the organism in Eukaryota, Viridiplantae, Streptophyta, Magnoliopsida, Apiales, Apiaceae. The coding region runs from base 131 to 1384 and encodes 417 amino acids. The transcript is spliced from 9 exons. The record is from RefSeq and is a predicted model, not a curated record. Gene Ontology annotation, biological process: proteasome-mediated ubiquitin-dependent protein catabolic process. Gene Ontology annotation, molecular function: ATP hydrolysis activity; proteasome-activating activity; ATP binding.